Echinococcus granulosus is the source of this 1935-nucleotide messenger RNA. Its product is annotated as Glycine receptor subunit alphaZ1. NCBI's taxonomy places the organism in Eukaryota, Metazoa, Platyhelminthes, Cestoda, Cyclophyllidea, Taeniidae. The coding region runs from base 1 to 1935 and encodes 644 amino acids. The transcript is spliced from 2 exons. Gene Ontology annotation, biological process: nervous system process; regulation of membrane potential; signal transduction. Gene Ontology annotation, cellular component: synapse; membrane; neuron projection. The record is from RefSeq and is a predicted model, not a curated record. Gene Ontology annotation, molecular function: chloride channel activity; neurotransmitter receptor activity; extracellular ligand-gated monoatomic ion channel activity.
AUGCCUCAAAAGAGGUGCGAAGUCGGUUGGAUGUAUUGCGCAAUGGAAAAGCCCUUUAGUGAUCCCAAACCAGUGCCGCCGCUUUCCUCUAUCCCCUUAAUCGGCCUUCACCCCGAAGAUUCGAAGGAACACGUCCAGAAGAGGCCAUUCUCUAAAUUACUCUCAACCGACACUCCCUUGAUUCGCCUGCAGAAGCUGGGUGGACGAAAAGACCUCCUUUGUUUUUACAAAAACGAACCCCAUAAAGAUUCCAACGAGGUACCUUCAGAGUGCGUUCCAAACAGCCCGCAGGACAGCAAGCUCCCCUGUUCCGAUUACCAAUUUAAAGUGCCUGCUUAUAUGCAUCAUUCGGCGUGUAUACUAAAACCACCUGCACUAUCGACUCCGAAGAUUGUGGACACCCCGUGUCUACCACUGUCGACAACGGGACGACCGAGGCAGAGGAAGAAUAAGCCUUGGAAUCUGUCACCUUCUCGACUCGGAUACUCUGAGUAUAACAAGACGGUGCCCCCACUUUCUUUCAUCCGACGGGAGUACUUCUAUCCCAGCACUAGCAGAUACAUAAGGCCAAUCAUCACAUUAACUGAAGUCACUUAUCCCAUUCCAAUGGAGGUAACGGAACCGGUCGAAUACAAUGUUUAUGAAUCACGUGAGAGUUCCGUUCUUGCCGCAAAACCGCGUCUAUUCAAAAGUCAGCGGGACGAGAUCAUGGCAACUAUAUUCAAAAACUACAAGACUCAUGAAAGACCCACUGAAUUGCUCAACGAAUCCACCGUGGUAAAAGUGAACAUGAAGAUUCUAGCUAUCUUUUCUGUCGACGUUCGGAAUAUGGAUUACUACGUGGAUGCACUUCUACGUCAAACUUGGGUGGAUCCCCGAUUGAUGUGGGAACACCUACCUGAGCAUGCAAGCUACACAAUGCCUAUUGUUUCGCCAAAUCUGAAGGAUCAAGUGUGGCUACCAGAUCUCUUCUUUCGUAAUGGAAAGGACGGUUAUUUGCACAAGAUGACUCUCCCCAAUUACCUCCUUCGCGUUUACCCUAGCGGAAAAGUACUCUACAGUCAGAAAAUUACAAUGCGUUUCGCGUGUCAGAUGGAAUUACAAAACUUCCCUAUGGACGAACAGGUGUGUGAUAUAAACAUCGGUUCAUACGGUUACACAUUUCAAGAGUUGCGUUUUGAUUGGACCGACCAAAACGCUCUCGAACUUACUAAAGAUCUUCAAAUCUCUGAGUUUUACACGCCCGCCAAUUUCACCACUAUUGACUGCACUGAGGAGGCUUCCACCUCCACCGGAAAUUACACCUGCCUUCUGGUGAAGUUCCACCUCUCACGACAGUUGGGUAGUUACUUGGUGACUACUUACAUCCCCAAUGCCCUUAUCAUAAUGGUUUCCUGGGUGAGUUUUUGGGUUCCAGCCGACGCUGCUCCAGCAAGAGUACCUCUGGGUCUGCUUUGUCUUCAGGGCCUCUGCACCCAAGCCGUAUCUAUAAGCUCAAGUCUUCCUCGAGUCUCCUACGCCAAGGCCAUUGAUGUGUGGCUCAUAUGCUCGAUCAUUUUCGUGGUCAGUGUUAUGGCUGAAUAUGCAGUGGCGCUCACCGUUAUGAACCAUGAAAAGCUUAUCUCUUGGCGUGUUGGUGUGCGGCGGAUUGUCCGUGAGGAGUUGGCACGUUGGUGGAAGGCUGUCUAUUACAUGGAGAUUUCAAGCAGCGCCAGUCGUGCCGCUCUAGUAACUAAGAGGCAGGCUGAAAUGUUUGCCCAUGUAGAGGCCGUCCUCACACAUCAGGGGGAUCUCCGGCCGCCUAAUCAGACCCGCAAAAUGCUUGGCGAGGUGGAGUCCAUUGUAGACGGUUACAGUCGAUUCAUCUUCCCUGUUGCCUAUCUCGUAUACAAUGGCUGCUAUUGGCUUUACUACCUUGUUAUCGUUAAACAUUAG